Phialemonium atrogriseum is the source of this 1131-nucleotide messenger RNA. RefSeq lists its product as uncharacterized. The transcript is spliced from 3 exons. Bases 1 to 864 code for a protein of 287 amino acids. The record is from RefSeq and is a predicted model, not a curated record. NCBI's taxonomy places the organism in Eukaryota, Fungi, Ascomycota, Sordariomycetes, Cephalothecales, Cephalothecaceae.
AUGGCCCAGCCCAUUCCAAAAUCAAAGGCUCUGACCAUCGCUCAGUCGUUCAACGAGCCUCUGCCCACUUUGCCCCAGGCUCUAGUGGCCCCAAACGUGCAUCGCUUAACCACCGAAAGCUGCAUGCCGUCACUCGAGCGGACCUUCUGGAUAAGCUGCGAGGCUGACGUCGUGCGUGUCGCAGCGCUGUACUUUCUCCACCCGGUAAACCUGGCGCUGACGGCGAGGUACCCGGACGUGUUGAUCCACUGUCUCUCCGAGUCCGGUUCGGCUGGUGCCCGCGCCCGCCCGGACAUUGUGUUCAAGAAGAACGGCCGGACCUUCGCUGUGCUCGAGUACAAGGUCGUGGGCGUGGUCGUCAAGAGCGAGUUCACGCCCGCACGGCUGCCCAUGACGGCGUCGCCAGAUGAGGUCGAGAAGAAGCGGGCGCGGUCGGCUAUCAAGAUAGUCAAGCAGAUGACGGCUUACUCGGAGGACUCCGAUUUCAACACCAAGUACAUCGCCCUGCUCAACUGGGACUUCCUCUUCUUGGCGGUCUUCAACCGCGACGCCGACGCCAUGCACGGAGGCCUCGUCUCCCGUACCGGCUCUGAGGGAAACCAGCUUCGGAAAGCCUUCCUCGGGUGGCUCCUCGAGCCUUAUGCCAAUGACGGGCAGAGCAAGCUCGAUCCUCCAGCUCGUCGCGGUAGUGCCAGUGGUAGCGGUACCGGUAAGGACGGUGGCAGCGGUAGGGGCGGUGGUGGUAGUGGCGGGCCGGGAACGCCAGGCAAACCGACCGAUUCGCGGAGGCCCCCUCCAGGCCAGACACCUAUCGCUUAUCGGACGAGACAGAAUAUCCAACCGAAAGAUGAACGCAAGAAGUGAGCUAGGAAGACAAGUCCAAGGUACCGGAGAAUCUUAUGUAUUUCGCAGUAGUUAGAUAUCUAUCUGUUAAUCAAGAGUUCGAUGCUUGCUUCUUUGACCCCUUUUCCGGUGUGUUGGGGGGUUGGGGCAAAAGUCGGGUGUUCAUUUGUAUGUACGUACAUACCGACAUGGUGUCAGUGUCUGUUGGUUGAAACAGCAAAUAGCUCCUGCCGUUACUGCCGAUGGCUCUUGCCGUUGCUGUUGAUAGCUCCUGCCGUUGCUGUCAAU